This is a messenger RNA of Oncorhynchus keta (chum salmon), 1732 nucleotides long. RefSeq names its product octapeptide-repeat protein T2-like. The transcript is spliced from 8 exons. NCBI's taxonomy places the organism in Eukaryota, Metazoa, Chordata, Actinopteri, Salmoniformes, Salmonidae. Bases 18 to 1541 code for a protein of 507 amino acids. The record is from RefSeq and is a predicted model, not a curated record.
AGGUGGGGGAGGAGGAGAUGGACAGGGAGAUGGAGAGAUGUUGGGCGAGGAAAGAGAGAGGAGAGGUGGGGGAGGAGGAGAUGGAGAGAUGUGGGGCGAGGAGAGAGAGAGGAGAGGUGGGGGAGGAGGAGAUGAAGAGAUGUGGGGCGAGGAGAGAGAGAGGAGAGGUGGGGGAGGAGGAGAUGGAGAGAUGUGGGGCGAGGAGAGAGAGAGGAGAGGUGGGGGAGGAGGAGAUGGACAGGGAGAUGGAGAGAUGUUGGGCGAGGAAAGAGAGAGGAGAGGUGGGGGAGGAGGAGAUGGAGAGAUGUGGGGCGAGGAGAGAGAGAGGAGAGGUGGGGGAGGAGGAGAUGGAGAGAUGUGGGGUGAGGAGAGAGAGAGGAGAGGUGGGGGAGGAGGAGAUGAAGAGAUGUGGGGCGAGGAGAGAGAGAGGAGAGGUGGGGGAGGAGGAGAUGGAGAGAUGUGGGGCGAGGAGAGAGAGAGGAGAGGUGGGGGAGGAGGAGAUGGAGAGAUGUGGGGCGAGGAGAGGUGGGGGAGGAGGAGAUGGAGAGAUGUGGGGUGAGGAGAGAGAGAGGAGAGGUGGGGGAGGAGGAGAUGAAGAGAUGUGGGGCGAGGAGAGAGAGAGGAGAGGUGGGGGAGGAGGAGAUGGAGAGAUGUGGGGCGAGGAGAGAGAGAGGAGAGGUGGGGGAGGAGGAGAUGGAGAGAUGUGGGGCGAGGAGAGAGAGAGGAGAGGUGGGGGAGGAGGAGAUGGACAGGGAGAUGGAGAGAUGUUGGGCGAGGAAAGAGAGAGGAGAGGUGGGGGAGGAGGAGAUGGAGAGAUGUGGGGCGAGGAGAGAGAGAGGAGAGGUGGGGGAGGAGGAGAUGAAGAGAUGUGGGGCGAGGAGAGAGAGAGGAGAGGUGGGGGAGGAGGAGAUGGAGAGAUGUGGGGCGAGGAGAGAGAGAGGAGAGGUGGGGGAGGAGGAGAUGGACAGGGAGAUGGAGAGAUGUUGGGCGAGGAAAGAGAGAGGAGAGGUGGGGGAGGAGGAGAUGGAGAGAUGUGGGGCGAAGAGAGAGAGAGGAGAGGUGGGGGAGGAGGAGAUGGACAGGGAGAUGGAGAGAUGUUGGGCGAGGAAAGAGAGAGGAGAGGUGGGGGAGGAGGAGAUGAAGAGAUGUGGGGCGAGGAAAGAGAGAGGAGAGGUGGGGGAGGAGGAGAUGAAGAGAUGUGGGGCGAGGAGAGAGAGAGGAGAGGUGGGGGAGGAGGAGAUGGACAGGGAGAUGGAGAGAUGUUGGGCGAGGAAAGAGAGAGGAGAGGUGGGGGAGGAGGAGAUGGAGAGAUGUGGGGCGAGGAGAGAGAGAGGAGAGGUGGGGGAGGAGGAGAUGGACAGGGAGAUGGAGAGAUGUUGGGCGAGGAAAGAGAGAGGAGAGGUGGGGGAGGGGGAGAUGGAGAAAUGUGGGGCGAGGAGAGAGAGAGGAGAGGUGGGGGGAGGAUGGAGAGAUGUGGGGCGAGGAGAGAGAGAGGAGAGGUGGGGGAUGAGGAGAUGGAGAGAUGGAGAGAUGUGGGGUGAGGAGAGAGAGGAGAGGUGGGGGAGGAGGAGAUGGAGAGAUGUGGGGUGAGGAGAGAGAGUAGAGGUGGGGGAGGAGAUGGAGAGAUGUGGGGCGAGGAGAGAGAGGAGAGGUGGGGAGGAGAUGGAGAGAUGUGGGGCGAGGAGAGAGAGGAGAGGUGGGGAGGAGGAGAUGGAGAGAUGGAGAGAAAGGA